This is a messenger RNA of Protopterus annectens (West African lungfish), 2540 nucleotides long. RefSeq names its product adenosine receptor A1-like. Gene Ontology annotation, biological process: G protein-coupled adenosine receptor signaling pathway. Bases 1179 to 2162 code for a protein of 327 amino acids. The transcript is spliced from 2 exons. Gene Ontology annotation, cellular component: synapse; membrane; dendrite. Lineage: Eukaryota; Metazoa; Chordata; Ceratodontiformes; Protopteridae. The record is from RefSeq and is a predicted model, not a curated record. Gene Ontology annotation, molecular function: G protein-coupled adenosine receptor activity.
UCCACUUAACCACUUGCCAUUUAAUGCAAAGACCUACUGAGUUUUUACGCGGCGCAUUUGUAAAGCUCCCUUUAUUACAGUAGGACAUUACCGUGUGCCUUGACCCGUGACAUAAGUAGCCAGUUUGCUGGAAAGGAAAACAAAUCUGAAUUCAUUUUAUCGCUUAUGGAUAUCUUCCUCCUGUGGGGUAAUGGACGUCUAGCUGGUAGAAAUAAAAGGCUAGUUGCGUAUUUCUACCCGGUUUGCAGCCAGGGCUAGUUAUAAAUGAUAACCCACUAGACCUGAGGGGUCAGUAAGCUUCGGGUGUCCCUUUAAAGCAGAGCCCCGUCUGACGCCAUGUGAGAAGUAGCCUGCAGAGCUGCUACAUAAAAGGCGUGUGCGGCAACUAGUGCGGACAUAACAACUGUGUGACUGUGCAGCUGCUGCUGAAGGUGAAACGGGGCACUGGCACAAGUGGACUCAUAAGUCCGCCCUGUGCGCAGGUUUUGCAUUCAGAUUUGGGAUCGUGCCAUGCAUGCUAGAAAGGAUGAGACUACCUACUGCCUUAUUGUGAAUGAAACUGCAGCAGGACGACGGCUGCUGCGUGACUGGAUGGACUGCUGAAGGGCUGGAACUAGUGACCACCCAAGACCUAGACAAUGGUGCAUUUGGUGUCAUUUUUACACUUGGUCUCUGGUUAUUGCUGAUCUUUAGAAACUAACUGAGAUGUGUCCCCUAUUGCCUGGUAUGUAGAGAAGGGUCAUGCUGUAGAGGACAGCAAACACAGAGGGCUGCAGCAGGCUUGCAACAGAAGGGCUCACAGCAAGUCGGAACUGGAAAUUAAAGAUGAUUAAAAGACGAGUAAGCCUAGAUUUAAUUUUCUGCUGAACCAUGACGGUUUUAUAAAAAAUGAUCGCAAUUUAAAAGUAAAUGGGCCAUCAGCUACAGUACAGAGCGCUGUGGAGAUAACUAUUACGUUUACUUCUUUGUUCCAGGUUGUCCUGGGUCUCUGACAGAUCCUUCUUUUUCUAAGCGAUGAAGACGAUGCAGAGAGUACUGGAUGAGUUUGGAUAUGUUCUUCAUAGCUGAUUGCAUGCAUCGGUCCUGUAAGGUGGGACUAGUCAGUGGGACAUGGCACUAGCCACUGCUCUCUUUCCCUGAUGAUGUUCUUCAGCUGAGCUCAACGGUGUGAGUCCGGGAUGUCUGACAAGAACAACUCCAGGUUCCAGCCAGUGUAUAUUGGAAUAGAAGUGGUCAUAGCCCUAGCCUCCGUAUUUGGGAAUGUCUUGGUUGUGUGGGCUGUCAAAUUAAACAGGUCCUUGCGAGAUGCUACCUUCUGUUUCAUUGUAUCCCUGGCACUGGCCGAUAUCGCAGUAGGAGCAUUGGUCAUUCCACUGGCAAUAACCAUUGACAUUGGCCUAAAGACGGAGUUUUACAGCUGCCUGCUCAUUGCCUGUGUUGUACUGGUUCUAACCCAAAGUUCGAUCCUAGCUCUGCUGGCCAUUGCUUUCGAUCGUUACCUCCGAGUCAAGAUUCCAAUUAGGUAUAAGACCAUUGUAACUCAGAGGAGAGCUGGAAUUGGCGUUGCUGCAUGUUGGAUCAUAUCCAUUUUUGUGGGAUUCACUCCCAUGCUUGGAUGGAACAACCUAAGCAAACUUAACAUCAGCUCAAGUAACGCAUCUGUCAUCACAUGUGGAUUUGAGAAUGUUAUCAGUAUGGAUUACAUGGUCUACUUCAACUUCUUUGGCUGCGUAUUGCCACCUCUUGUUAUUAUGCUUAUUAUUUACAUUGAGAUUUUUAAUGUGAUUCGGAAGCACUUAAGCCGCAAAGCAUCGAUGAAUGGAAUGGACCCAAACAAAUACUAUGGCAAGGAGCUCAGACUUGCCAAAUCCCUGGCCCUAGUCUUGUUCCUGUUUGCACUUAGCUGGCUCCCUUUACACACACUAAACUGCAUCACUCUCUUCAGCCCCACAACGCCAAAGUCUGAUAUUGCAUUGUAUGUAGCAAUUUUCUUGACACACGGCAAUUCAGCUGUGAAUCCAGUUGUCUAUGCCUUCAGAAUUAAACGAUUCCGCAGAGCAUUCCUUCAGAUCUGGAAACGGUACUUUUGCUGCAGAAGUGGGCAGAACAUGAACAAUGACUGUGAUCUGUAUGGUAAUACAGAUGUAAAAAAUACUGUGUAAUAAAAAACAAUUAUGUCAGAUUUUGACUAAUUAAUGCAAUAUGUAAAAUACUCAUAUAUUCAGGUACUGAAAAACAUUACUAGAAAUUCAAAAUAUUCAAAAGGCAUCAUUAUUUUUUUAAUCUUAUCACAGAUGGUUCUCAUACCAUAGUCCACAUCUAAAUUUGAAAUAAAUGAGCAACUUCACAUAAGAAUGUCACAAACUGGAUUUUAUUUUUAAUGUCAUAGGAAAAGGUUUGAAAUAUACCUGUAUACUGUACACCUCUGCCUACCCCACUGAGGUUUAUUGUUUCAUUUCACUCUCUUCUACUUUUCUUGUGUAGUAAGCUGCAUUUUUAUUUAUUGACUAAUACAAUAAUAUUUUUCUUUAUUUUUCUGA